Molecule: messenger RNA, 1098 nt
Organism: Silurus meridionalis
Lineage: Eukaryota; Metazoa; Chordata; Actinopteri; Siluriformes; Siluridae
Gene: commd4
Product: COMM domain containing 4
Exons: 8
Coding region: 103-699 (198 amino acids)
Source: RefSeq, a predicted model, not a curated record
CGCUUCCGGGUUCAGCCUCAGUGGCGCUGUAGUUUACACAGUGGUUACAAUUCUGAACUAACAGACGAAGAAGAGCCUUUACGCAGCUUUCUGCCAGAUAAUAUGAGGUUCCGAUUUUGUGGGGAUUUGGACUGCCCUGACUGGGUCUUAGCUGAAAUCAGUACAUUAGCGCGAAUAUCAAGCGUCAAGAUGAAACUUCUGUGUGUGCAAGUAAUAAAAGACAUCCUCGACGAAGGCAUUGAUUAUGACAAGGUGGCAAAACUAACCGCCGAUGCAAAAUUUGAGAGUGGAGAUAUUAAAGCUAGUGUUGCCGUACUGAGCUUUAUAUUCUCCAAUGCAGCAAAGCAUGAUGUUGAUAGCGAAUCUCUGUCCAGUGAACUUCAACAGCUGGGCUUACCUAAAGAGCACACAACCGGACUGUGUAAAUCGUAUGAAGACAAACACACAGCCCUGCAGGAGAAGCUGAAGGAGAGCAGUCUACGCUUGGGGCGUCUGGAAGCAGUAAACUGGAGGGUGGACUACACACUGAGUUCCAGUGAAUUGAAGGAGGUGAAUGAACCUACAGUACAGCUGAAGAUCCAGGCUCAGGACCCAGAGUCAGGUUCUACCGAGACCACUGUAGUCUCAGUCACUUCAGACAAGUUCAGAGUGCUAUUAACAGAACUUAAACAAGCACAAGCUAUGAUGAAUGCACUUUAAUGAAUCCAUAUUGUAUUGUAUUUUUAUUAAUUAGUUAUGAAUGUAUGAGUUAUAAUUAGAGACUCUCUGAACUGUGAGUUGCUUUGUUACUUAUUACUGUUCACAUAAAGGCCCAUUGGAAGUCACACAGUUGGACCUUCAGUUCCAGUGGAAUUAAUGAGGUUCAUUUGUGAAGAAGAAAACAUUGUGGUUGCAUCAGUUAUAAGAUUUCUGCACAACAGGUGGUCUCAACUAGUUUUUUGAACUAAACUUUAAAUAUGAAAAAAUACAUUAUUUGGUUCAUUGUGAUUCUGUAUAAAUAUGCACAAACUAAUUUUAAGGCAUGUCAGUACAAUAAAGAGCUUUUUGCAGACAGGUCCUUGGCCUUACGACUAAAAUAAAUUUAAUUUACAAAAUCUA